Messenger RNA from Funneliformis geosporum, 490 nucleotides. NCBI's taxonomy places the organism in Eukaryota, Fungi, Glomeromycota, Glomeromycetes, Glomerales, Glomeraceae. The record is from the annotation of a GenBank genome assembly.
ACGACUGAUCGAGAACCUGUUAAAUAUUAUUGUAAUCAAGAAAUAUUUUACAUUCCAGUUGACCCAAAAACCCUUUUCCUUGGAUGGACUGGUUAUAUUUCAACUGACAGCCAUUAUUUUACGUGCGAAAAUCCAACAAUAAAUGUUAGCAACUUUCAUAUUGUCUUUGUUGUGAAUAGUCAUAGUUUUAUGUAUUCUAAUGAUUGCAAACCAAUUUGUUCAAGUUCUGCAAUUUUAAAAUUGAAAUUAUUGCAUGACAAUCAACUCAAAGCUAUAUACAAUGCAGUUUAUACCUUUAUUGAUAGCUGUCAUUUCUCAUGUAAGGUAACACCUUCUGAGCAAAUGACAGUAGAUCAUGAUACUAUAUCUUUGGUUAUUUUUGACAAUACUACUAUUACUGCUUUUGAGAAUAAAAGUUUAUCGAAAUCUAAAGAAUUAUUAAUAAAGAUGAUAAAAUAUAAUCUUAGUGGUGAUAAUAUAUAUAGUAAAG